CAUACACUUUGUGAUAUAUGUAUUAUAGAACUAAGAGAUAAGUAAUUCUGAGUAUUAGUUCUUAGAGAUAAAAAUGAACUUCAUAACUACUGUGUUGGUACUGUCUCUCCGUGUUACAAACACAAAAUCAGUGGCUGUUGGUUUCUCUUCACUUUUAAAUCUGGAGCGUCCGAUUGCUACUGGCGAGAGAAUCAUUUUUGACAAAGUUCUCACUAACGUUGGAAACGGUUAUGACCCUAAGUCUGGAAACUUUACCUGCCCAAUACGAGGACUUUAUUCUUUCAGUGUGGGCGUGUUACCUAUGCCAAAUAACCUUGUAAUAGUGGAUAUUUAUCAAAAUAAAAACUACUUAAUUUCAGUUCACGGAAACGAUAAUGCCGUGUUUACCUCUGCAAGUAGAACAGUUGUCAUUAAGUGUAACAAAGGCGACAAAAUAUAUCUUGUAAAUAAUCGAGCUCCAUAUCAGAUAUAUGCUACCUUGGAUUUAACUUAUCAACAUAACAUCUUCAGCGGGUUUCUAAUUAGCCCAAUGCUCUAGUCAUACGAGAGCUGACGGGAUCAAGUGUUUGGAAUAUUAAUGAUUCUAUACUGACAUUAAAUCUAAAAAAAUGUUUGGUCAAUAUUGUCAAAUGUUCCAUAUCUAAACAUGUUUAGUGAUAAUACUUUCUUUAAAAAAUAUCUAUUUGAAAUAUUUUCAGACAUUAGUAUCAUUUAAAAGAUUUAAGACUAUUAAGAAAAUAAAUUAAUA
Messenger RNA from Biomphalaria glabrata, 748 nucleotides. RefSeq names its product cerebellin-1-like. The record is from RefSeq and is a predicted model, not a curated record. The transcript has 4 exons. Gene Ontology annotation, molecular function: protein binding. NCBI's taxonomy places the organism in Eukaryota, Metazoa, Mollusca, Gastropoda, Planorbidae. Bases 74 to 538 code for a protein of 154 amino acids.